This is a messenger RNA of Parnassius apollo (apollo), 1164 nucleotides long. The record is from the annotation of a GenBank genome assembly. NCBI's taxonomy places the organism in Eukaryota, Metazoa, Arthropoda, Insecta, Lepidoptera, Papilionidae.
AUGGCUGAACCACCGGUUGCGGAUACUUACUUAGCAGCAGCCCGAUCAGGUCACGGAGAGUCUCCUCAACAAUAUUUACCGGACUUACCAGAAUCGUCUGUACGAGGCUCCAAAGCAUUUACUAACACCAUCUCUGACCUGACCAAUAUCUUGGACCGAACUAGGGGAAUUUCUCAAGAAUAUGUAUCUACUAGCUUCCGUGGCGGAUUAUCUCAGGAAAAUGGAACUCCCAACUUGCGCAGUGGUACAGAAUUUGGGAGUAAAUUAUCACAGGAGUAUGCACCGAAUCUCUCAACGGUACGGUGCUGUAAGAACGUCUCCUUCGUAUACAGUGCUCCAUCACUCAGAUCGUCUCCAACCACACAAUACGGUGCCCUUGAAUUCCAACCAACGAAUGUUGAAGAAUACAAUGCUCCAUUCGUAAGAAACAGUGACUUUUCGAAUACUAGAAGCUCUUCGCCGGUUCGAAAGUACGGUGUGCCCAAAUCUCGUAGUAGCCAAUUGCGUUCUGGCUCCGUAUCACAGGAAUAUUUACCUUCUUCAAGAUCUAAUACACAGCAAGCGCACAGGACUUUAGAAGAUUUCUCAUUUGGAACACAAAGUCUCGCCAAAUCAUCAAGAAACAGUCCUUCCCAAGUUUAUGGAACACCAGUUGACUCUCUGGCGACUCAGUAUAGUGCACCUGAAGCUAGAAAUGCUGAUGCAUAUUAUGGUGAAUCAGGUGUGUUGUCGACAACGUACAACAGACCUAAUGGAGGCAGUGAGCCAGAAACAGGAGCAGCUUUGAAAUCAAGCACCCUUGCAUCAUCUUAUCCAUCAGCUAGAUCACAAUCCCGAGAAGACGGCGCACCAUCAUCUCGUACCGCCGUGCCCUCGCCGCAGUACGGGGCUUCAAAAAACCUCGACGGAUACUCUGAUCGGAGCUACGAGAACUAUGCAAGAAAUUCUUUAGAAUUGCUUAAUCAGGACGAUAAAGCAGAAGGGACGUACUUUGUCGUACUUCCUGAUGAAACCAAACAGGUGGUAAAUUACGAGGCUGAUGAAGAUGGAUUCAAGCCAAGAAUCUCGGUUAUACCAGCCGACAUUGCAUCUAGCGGCGCAGGCGCCUUAUUGACACAACUUCAUAAUCAUAUAGAAAAGACGACAAAUUAUUGUAAAAUUUAG